Molecule: messenger RNA, 6925 nt
Organism: Equus caballus (horse)
Lineage: Eukaryota; Metazoa; Chordata; Mammalia; Perissodactyla; Equidae
Gene: ABCC3
Product: ATP binding cassette subfamily C member 3
Biological process (GO): transmembrane transport
Cellular component (GO): membrane
Molecular function (GO): ABC-type transporter activity; ATP binding; ATP hydrolysis activity
Source: RefSeq, a predicted model, not a curated record
CGAAACAGACCAACAGACCCUGCUCCAGCCCCGUCAGCCUCGGUCUGUGGAGGGGCGUCUCUCCUGCGUGGCCUAGUGGCCACUAGAAGGGGAUGUCACUGUGUCCAUGGCCCCCACUCUUGUCCCAAAGUCCCUCCCGGAACCCCAGUUUCAGGCAGGCGCUGUCGCAGUUCGCGGAAAAGCGAGAAUUCAUCCCAAAGGCCCUGGGAGGACAGCUCGGCGGGGCGGGACCGGGGCGGAGCGCGGGGACGGGGGCGGCUCCGGGCGGUCGCUCGGCUUGUCUCGGGCUGGGUAGCCGACCGCGCCUACCUUCCUCGCCGCCGCGCUUCGGCCCCAUGGACGCCCUGUGCGGCUCCGGGGAGCUCAGCUCCAAGUUCUGGGACUCCAAUCUGUCCAUGCACACAGACAACCCGGACCUCACUCCCUGCUUCCAGAACUCCCUGCUGGCCUGGGUCCCCUGCAUCUACCUGUGGGCCACCCUCCCCUGCUACCUGUUCUACCUGAGGCACCACGGUCACGGCUACAUCAUCCUCUCCCACCUCUCCAAGCUCAAGACGGCCUUGGGCGUCCUGUUGUGGUGUGUCUCCUGGACUGACCUCUUCUACUCCUUCCAUGGCCUGAUCCACGGCCGGGCCCCUGCCCCUGUCUUCUUUGUCACCCCCUUGGUGGUGGGGGUCACCAUGCUGCUGGCCACCCUGCUGAUCCAGUACGAGCGGCUGCGCGGGGUGCAGUCCUCGGGGGUCCUGAUCAUCUUCUGGUUCCUGUGUAUGGUCUGCGGCAUCAUCCCUUUCCGCUCCAAGAUCCUCUCUGUCCUGGCCAAGGGCGAGAUCGAAGACCCCUUCCGCUUCACCACCUUCUACAUCCACUUCGCCCUGGUGCUCUUUGCCCUCGUCCUGUCCUGCUUCAGGGAAAAGCCGCCACUUUUCUCCCCAAAAGAUGCCGACCCUAACCCCUGCCCAGAGGCCAGUGCUGGCUUCAUCUCCCGCCUGACUUUCUGGUGGUUCACAAAGAUGGCCAUCCGCGGGUACCGGCGCCCCCUGCAGGAUCGAGACCUCUGGUCCCUGAACAAGGAGGACCGCUCCCAGAUGGUGGUGGAGAGGCUGUUCAAGGCAUGGAAGAAGCAGCAGAAGAGGGCAGCAGGGACCAGACACCAGCCUGAGGCAGCAUCUGGGAAGAGAGUCUCCGGUGAGGAUGAAGUGCUGCUGGGGGCCCGGCCCAGGCCCCCGGAGCCCUCCUUCCUGAAGACCCUGAUAGCCACCUUUGCGCCCAGCUUACUCAUCAGCAUCUGCUUCAAACUGAUCCAGGACCUGCUCGCCUUUGUCAAUCCGCAGCUGCUCAGCGUCCUGAUCAGGUUUAUUUCAAACCCCACCGCCCCCACCUGGUGGGGCUUCCUAGUGGCCGGGCUGAUGUUCGUGUGCUCCAUAAUGCAGACUCUGAUCCUACACCAGUAUUUCCAGUGCAUCUUUGUAAUGGCGUUGAGGAUUCGCACGGGGGUUGUGGGUAUCAUCUACAGAAAGGCUCUGGUCAUCACCAAUUCAGUCAAACGUGAGUCCACUGUGGGAGAAAUUGUCAACCUCAUGUCAGUGGACGCCCAGCGCCUCAUGGAAGUUGCUCCCUUCCUCAACCUGCUGUGGUCAGCACCCUUGCAGAUCUUCCUGGCAAUCUACUUCCUCUGGCAGAACCUGGGUCCCUCCGUCCUGGCUGGAGUCGCUCUUAUGGUCUUGCUGAUCCCACUCAAUGCAGCUGUGGCCAUGAAGAUCCGUACUUUCCAGGUAAAGCAAAUGAAGUUCAAGGACUCACGCACCAAGCUGAUGAACGAGAUCCUGAGUGGCAUCAAGGUGCUGAAGCUGUAUGCCUGGGAGCCCAGCUUCCUGAAACAGGUGGAGGGCAUCCGGCAGAACGAACUCCGGCUGCUGCGCCAGGCCGCCUACUUCCACGCCGUGUCUACCUUCAUCUGGACCUGCACCCCUUUCCUGGUGACCCUGAUCACCCUCGGGACGUACGUGACUGUGGAUUCAAACAACGUGCUGGACGCUGAGAAGGCCUUUGUGUCCAUAUCUCUGUUUAAUAUCUUAAAGAUGCCCCUCAACAUGCUUCCCCAGUUAAUCAGCCUCAUGGCCCAGACCAGCGUGUCUCUGAAACGGAUCCAACAUUUCCUGAGCCAAGAUGAGCUUGACUUCGAGUGUGUGGAAAGAAAGACCAUCGCCCCAGGCCAUGCCAUCACCAUACACAACGGCACCUUCACUUGGGCCCAGGACCUGCCCCCCGUCCUGCACAGCUUAAACAUCCAAGUGCCAAAAGGGGCACUCGUGGCCGUGGUGGGGCCCGUAGGCUGUGGGAAGUCCUCCCUGGUGUCUGCCCUGCUGGGAGAGAUGGAGAAGCUGGAAGGCAAGGUGUAUAUGCAGGGCUCUGUGGCCUACGUGCCCCAGCAGGCGUGGAUCCAGAACUGCACUCUUCAGGAAAAUGUGCUGUUUGGCCAAGCCCUGGACCCCAAGCGCUACCAACAGGCGCUGGAGACCUGUGCCCUGCUAGCCGACCUGGAGGUGCUGCCUGGCAGGGACCAGACAGAGAUUGGAGAGAAGGGCAUUAACCUGUCUGGGGGCCAGCGGCAGCGGGUCAGUAUGGCCCGAGCUGUUUACAGUGCUGCCGACAUUUUUUUGUUGGAUGACCCACUGUCAGCCGUGGACUCCCAUGUGGCCAAGCAUAUCUUUGACCAAGUCAUCGGGCCAGAGGGUGUGCUGGCAGGCAAGACGCGGGUGCUGGUGACGCAUGGCAUCAGCUUCCUGCCCCAGACAGACUUCAUCAUAGUGCUGGCUGACGGACGGGUGUCUGAGGUGGGCACCUACACAGCCCUGCUGCAGCGCAACGACUCCUUUGCCAACUUCCUCCGAAACUACACACUGGAUGACAGUGGGGAGCACCUGGAGGAGGACAGCAGGGCCACUUUGGAGACUGUAGACGACGAGGAGAUGCUGCUGAUUGAAGACACGCUCAGCAGUCACACGGACAUGAUGGAGAAUGAGCCAGUCAUGUAUGAGGUCCAGAAGCAGUUUAUGAGACAGCUGAGUGCCAUGUCCUCGGAAGGGGAGGGCCAGGGUCGGCCUGUGUCCCGGAGACGUGUGGGUCCAGCAGAAAAGGUAGUGCCCGUAGCAGAGGCGAAGGCAAGCGGGGCACUGAUCCAGGAGGAGAAGAUGGAGACGGGCACUGUGAAGCUGAGUGUGUUCUGGGAUUAUGCCAAGGCCAUGGGACUCUGUACAACACUGGUCGUCUGUCUGCUGUAUGCGGGUCAGAGUGCAGCUGCCAUUGGGGCCAACGUUUGGCUCAGCGCCUGGACUAACGAGGCCAUGGUGGACAGCCGCCAGAACAACACCUCCCUGAGGCUGGGUGUCUAUGCCACCUUGGGAAUUCUGCAAGGGUUCCUGGUGUUGCUGGCAGCCGUCACGAUGGUGGUGGGCAGCGUCCAAGCUGGGCGCUUGCUUCACCAGGCGCUGCUACACAACAAGAUGCGCUCACCACAGUCCUUCUUCGACACGACGCCCUCAGGCCGUAUCCUCAACCGCUUCUCCAAGGACAUCUACGUCAUCGAUGAGGCUCUGUCUCCCGGCAUCCUCAUGCUGCUGGGUACCUUCUUCAACGCACUCUCCAUCCUCGUGGUCGUCAUGACCAGCACACCGCUCUUCGCGGUGGUCAUCCUGCCCCUGGCUGUCCUCUACAUCUUGGUGCAGCGCUUCUAUGCAGCCACAUCACGGCAACUGAAGCGUCUGGAAUCGGUCAGUCGCUCGCCCAUUUAUUCACGCUUUUCGGAGACGGUAACUGGCUCCAGCGUCAUCCGGGCUUAUGGCCGCAGCCAGGACUUCAUAGCCCUCAGUGAUGCUACAGUGGACACGAACCAGAGGAGCUGCUACGUCGAUAUCGCCUCCAACCGGUGGCUGGGGGUCCAUGUGGAGUUCACGGGGAACUGUAUUGUGCUCUUUGCUGCCCUCUUUGCUGUGAUUGGGAGAAGCAGCCUGAGUCCGGGGCUGGUGGGCCUUUCUGUGUCCUAUGCCCUACAGGUGACAUUUAUUCUGAACUGGAUGAUCCGAAUGAUGUCAGCCUUGGAGUCUAAUAUCGUGGCCGUGGAGAGAGUCAAGGAGUACUCCAAGACAGAGACGGAGGCCCCUUGGGUGGUGGAGGGCCGCCGCCCCCCCGCAGGCUGGCCCUCGCAGGGCGAGGUGGAGUUCCGCAACUACUCUGUGCGCUACCGGCCGGGCCUGGAGCUGGUGCUGAAGGAUCUGAGUCUGCGCGUGCGCGGUGGUGAGAAGGUGGGGAUCGUCGGCCGCACUGGUGCUGGCAAAUCGUCCAUGACCCUCUCCCUGUUCCGCAUCCUGGAGGCCGCAGAGGGGGAAAUCCGCAUUGACGGCCUCAACGUGGCGGACAUAGGACUCCAUGACCUGCGUUCUCAGCUGACCAUCAUCCCCCAGGACCCCAUCCUCUUCUCGGGGACCCUGCGUAUGAACCUGGACCCCUCUGGCAGUUACUCAGAAGAAGACUUAUGGCGGGCCUUGGAACUGUCCCACCUGCACGCGUUCGUGAGCUCGCAGCCAGCGGGCCUGGACUUCGAGUGCUCCGAGGGUGGGGAGAAUCUCAGCGUGGGCCAGCGGCAGCUCGUGUGCCUGGCCCGAGCCCUGCUCCGCAAGAGCCGCAUCCUGGUUUUAGAUGAGGCCACGGCCGCCGUCGACCUGGAGACUGACGACCUCAUCCAGGCUACCAUCCGCACCCAGUUUGAGAGCUGCACGGUGCUGACCAUCGCACACCGGCUCAACACCAUCAUGGACUACAACAGGGUCCUGGUCCUGGACAAAGGGAUGGUAGCUGAGUUUGACUCUCCCGCCAACCUCAUUGCAGCCAGAGGAAUCUUCCACAGGAUGGCCAGAGACGCUGGACUUGCCUAAACAUAUUCCUGGGAUUGCCUCCUGGCCCUUCCUGCCUUUCAUCAGUAAGGGCAAGGACACCAAAUCUGUCUGCAGAAUGGACCGGAUGGCCAGCGCUGGGGGCGUGUUAGAUUCUGCCCCUAGAAAGUGGCUCACAGGAUCACCGUCGCCACUGGCUUGAGGCAGAGCCCAGACCAGUCCCCCGUCUCCUGAUCCCCAGUGUCCUGUGAUUCCCACACUUCACCGUUCUCAAUCGUUUCAUGGAAUGACCUCUCUACCCCUUUUGAUUUUUCAUAUUUUCUACUCUGAAGUAUUUUUUUUUAAUAAAGCUUUUUCCUCCUGGAACAGAAGAUGGCUGGGUCAGGCUGUCCCUAGGAACUGAGUCCUGUACUCUGGGGUGCUGGCCUGAAUCCAUUAAAAAUGGAGCACUGAUGAAAUAAAGCUAUGUGGUCAACAGCUUAUACACCCCGAGGUGGCCUGUCUCUGCCCGUUCUCAAGACUUGGGGUUAGGCCCUUUGGAGGAGGUAGACUUUACACACAUCCACGUGGCUGGAAUUAUCUGAAAACUUAAGACUCGAGAGCUUUUGGCUGGAAAUAUUGUCUUCACAUCCAAAAUUCACUGGGAAAUUACCAGUAGUUCCUGCUCUGCUGUGCAGAUAAUAUAAAGGGGGGAGAAAUAAAGCCCCUGAAAUCUGACCCGAGGCCUCUUGGGAAAGCUGCGGUGAACACCUCCAUGUUUACAUCGGCCCCCAGACCUCUCAGCCUGCUUCUCUAGGGGCUGAGCAGUGCAUGGUGCUUUAUUUCCUGCUCCUUUAGAAGUCUGCUCCAGACAGGGCCCCACCACCAGCAAGGCCUCCGACUCACUCACCUUCCUGGGUCGGGCCGCAGCUGAAUGUGGGAGCACAGAGGAGCCCAGAGGCUGCCCCUGCCCUGACAGUCCCAGGCAGGUGAAGGAGAUGAGGGCGGGAAUUAAAUUUGCAUUCUUGAGCAAGCCAGUGAAGUAUUUUUCUGCAGGUCACUCAGCCUGGCACAAGGCCUUAUAUUUGGAAUGGAUCUCUUCUCUUUGUUACCUUCCUAAGUUUUUGGGUGUCCUCUGAGCCUCUCAUUUCCUCGACCUUUAUUCUCGGUACGAUGUGAGUGGUUGUGAGUGAUGGUUUGUUUUUCCCCUACCCGAAAUGGUUUGCAGUAGGUGUGGAGAUGGCUCCUUUGAUCUGGUUUUUCUCCAUGCACUGGGUUGGCCUGUGCUGCAGGACCAUUUGUUAAAGGUUAAUCACAUUUUUUUUGGCAGGCUGUUUCUGCCCAGGAUGUUUAUGAGUGUAUGGAAGAAGACUUCCAUCCUUGUGAUAAAGCAAGUAUGAAAGCACAAAUGCCCAAAUUAUUCUACCUCUCCUCGGUGCUAAGAAAAGGUCUCUGCUCUGCUCCCUGAUUUAUUAGGCCAAUUUGGCAUGACGUCUGCUGUGUGAGGCCCUAGCUGCCCCAAACCAACAGAAACGCAGAUUAUCCGGCAUCCUUCUCAGCUGAAGAUCUGAAGGUGUGAGGCUCUAUUUCCUCUCCUGUCUCAGGAGUUUGCUUCUGAGCUCAUUGAGGCCCUGACAGGUGCUGACAGCCCAAAGGAGAGCCUCAGUUGUGUAAAGUAAAUAGGAUAAUCAAAAGAUGUGGUUAAUAGAGGAUGACCUCCAUCUCGCUGGCUCAGCUACUCCGGGGAAAUGAAGCUGUGAACCGGGAGGAAAGACAUCGCACAGAGUGUCUGUCCCCAGUGCCACUGAUGGGCUGAGCGCCGUGGCAGCAGCGGAUGGAGGUGGCCCAGGUGGGGAACGGUCCUUCUAUUCUUCCCCAGAGUGUCUUGUCCCUGGGCUCUCCAACAAUUUGAACCCCCUAUGAUUAGAAGUAUAGUGCUGUUUAGGAGGCCAGAAUUACAGAAUAUGACUUAACUCAGUUAAUAUUUAAUUUUAAUAAUAGUUGUUAUGUUUGAACAGUCAGCAAUGCACACAAAAAAAACCUUCAGUGAAUGUUUA